AUGAAAAACGUGCAAACCGUUAUUCUGGUGGGCGGUUUCGGUGAAAGCACGUACGUUCAAGAGAGAAUGAGGAUUGAAAUAGCCGGCGUGAGACUAAUCGUCCCUCCAGACGCGGGCCUGGCCGUGUUAAAAGGUGCCGUCAGGUUUGGACACAAACCCGCAAUUGUCUCCUCCAGGAUCGUGAAAUACACGUAUGGACACGAAGUGUAUGGCAAUUUUGAUGAAAAGAAGCACCCAGAUGAGAAGAAGUUUUGGAAGAAUGGAAAGUGGUGGGUGCCUAAAUGGUUCAAUGUGUUCGUGCGGGCGAACGGUGAAUUGAGAGUUGACCAGCAGGUGACUCGUAGGAGUACUCCUAACAGUGAAAUCUCCUUAACAUACGUCUACAGAUCGACCCAGGAGAAUCCCGAGUUCACAACAGACCCCGGGUGUCAACUACUAGGGACAGUUGAGCUUAAAAAUAGCACCGACAUUCCAUUUCAGCAGCAGGUUAUAGAAACUACGUUUAUGUUCGGGAAUACAGAACUUCUUGUCAAAAUGAAGAACACGACCACUGGAAAAGAAGCCUAUAUGACCUUUGAGUGA
Mya arenaria is the source of this 582-nucleotide messenger RNA. Its product is annotated as heat shock 70 kDa protein 12A-like. The transcript has a single exon. Lineage: Eukaryota; Metazoa; Mollusca; Bivalvia; Myida; Myidae. Bases 1 to 582 code for a protein of 193 amino acids. The record is from RefSeq and is a predicted model, not a curated record.